Molecule: messenger RNA, 10095 nt
Organism: Mercenaria mercenaria
Lineage: Eukaryota; Metazoa; Mollusca; Bivalvia; Venerida; Veneridae
Product: death-associated protein kinase related-like
Exons: 7
Coding region: 157-2319 (720 amino acids)
Biological process (GO): positive regulation of apoptotic process; intracellular signal transduction; protein phosphorylation
Cellular component (GO): nucleus
Molecular function (GO): ATP binding; protein serine/threonine kinase activity
Source: RefSeq, a predicted model, not a curated record
AGAUAACUGCGUAAAUAUUUUUAAAGAAAAUAUUUCGUUCAUUUUCAAUUCUUAAAACACUUAGGUUUGUUGGUCGCAGUAAAAAAUGUUGGAAGUAUUUCAUCGCAGAUUAAAUUAUGGAAAAGGAUUUUAGUAUGAAAAUUUAAAGUCAGAUCUAUGAGAGAAGAAAGAAGGAUGUCAUUGAAGAAUGGACCUCAUCUACCACACUAUCACAAUGCAAUUAAAUCAACAAACGACUCGGCUGUAUAUACUCCAAGCUCCAGUAUUAUUUCGGACCCUCUCACAGACAAUUAUACUAUAGGAGAAAAUAUUGGCAGAGGAAAAUUCGCUGUGGUAAGAAAAUGUACAAACAAACAAACAGGCGAGGUGUUAGCUGCCAAGUUUAUCAAGAAACGGCGGAGGGGGAAGUCAUGCCGGGAAGAGAUUCUAAGGGAAGUCGUGAUGCUGGAAAUGGCCCUCGAUCACCCGAGACUGGUCAACUUGAAAGAAGUUUAUGAGACACAGCAAGAGUUAAUACUCAUCACAGAAUACUGUGCAGGUGGUGAACUGUUCACAGAAUGUAUCUUGGAGGAGAAAUUCAAUGAGUCUGAUGUUAGACUGUUGAUGUCUCAGAUCCUUGAAGGACUUCUCUACCUACAUGAAAAGAAUAUUGUUCAUUUAGACCUAAAGCCACAGAACAUUCUGUUAACUGAUGAGUUUCCGAAAGGCUCUGUAAAGAUCUGUGAUCUUGGUUUUGCAUGCUUGGUCAACACUGGAGAAGAUAUACGGGAUAUUAUUGGCACGCCAGACUAUGUUGCUCCAGAGGUGUUGAAUUAUGAUCCUCUAGGUUUGUACACAGACAUGUGGUCUCUGGGCGUACUGACGUAUGUUAUGUUGACGACUUGUUCACCUUUCGCUGCUGAAGAUAAACAAAUGACAUUUUCAAACAUAACCACGGUGAACUUCGACUUCCCCGAUGAUCUGUUUGGUGAUAUCAGUAUGGCUGCCCAAGAUUUCAUCAAGAAGUUACUUCAGUCUGAACCAAGUGAUAGGAUGACUGCCAAGGAAUGUUUCGAACAUGAAUGGUUAGCAGGAGUAACCAGUCCAAGUAAACCAUUGACAUUGUAUGGAGCUGAAACCCCAGACCUCACAACCGGUGAAAUUAAAGACAAUACUGAACUUGAAAAUGAAACAAGUGAUGUGAUAGUGAUCAGUGAAGAGGUAGAUGAGGUUUUAAAUCAUUCUAGGGAUUUUUCAAGAGAAAAAAUUGAGAACCAAACUUCAGAAAUGUCAGUGAAUGAAGGAAGAGAUGAUGAGGGUGUUUUUGUUGACACCGAAUCAGACAUUCCUGCUCAUAAUGAGUUAGAUAGUAACUUAAGUGAUAUAGAAACGAAUCAGUCUGAGAUAGGUGUUUAUCCAGUUGAAAACACAACUCAUAAACAGGAUACGCAUGCAGAUAAUGUACCAGUGAUAAAAUAUGAAAGAACAUAUAAUCCUAGUGUUAAUGCAUCAAGUUCAGAUGUGACACCAGAUACAGACUCCAGUAUGUGUAUAUCAGAAAGUAGACUUCAGGAAAUAGAUUCUGGCAUGGUUACUGGCUCAGAAUCUGUAGAUAUAUCUGGAAGAACAAGUGUAGACCAGGAACCAGAUACUGACUUUAAUAGUGAAACAAAUGAAGACAUAGACAUGUUGAAUAGAAGCAGUGUAGAGAAUGAAUUAAAAGAUGAAGUAGUUAGUCUUUCUACAAUAUCAGAUAAGCAUGAUUUAAACAAAUUUAAUACAUCAGAAGUAUGUGAUGAAACAAGUGAGAAUAUACAUGAUAGUACUGAAGAGAUUGUUAGUGAAAAUGAAAUGGAUAUAGAAAUAUCGGAAUCAUGUGAUAAUAAUAGGGUUUUACAAAUAAAUGAAAAUAAUUCUGCAAAAAAUUAUACACCAGAAAAACAGCAUUCCAAAAUAGAGGAUAGUUCUCCUAAUAUACCAAAUAAAACGAUCAGCUUGCAACAAGAAACAGUAAUUAGAGACAAGACUCUUAUCGAGACACCAUCCCAAUCCAACAGUGACGCAAAGGGACGUAACUCUGUCAGCCAUAUAGAUGACUCCAUCAAUAGCAUGCAGUUGGGUGAGAGUCUCAAACGUGGCAUGUGCAAUGAAUUAGUAUCUUCAGGGGCAGAUAAUCCAGAAAAUGAUGAACAAGAGUAUGAAUUUGUUAGUGUUUCUAAAAGGGUUCGCAGUUACGAGGACAACAUCACCUUAACAAAAACUUCUCCAUGUAGCCCCAAGAUAUCAAGAAGCCCAAGAAUUGGUCGACAUUCAAGACUGCAUCAUCAUCCACAUCAUUGAUUGGUCCAUCUACUAUAACGGUGUUUUACAAUUGUUUUACAUGCAUCUCUGGCUAGUAGUAUUUGCACAGGGUAGAUGCUUAGUGCUGCCUCCCCACUCCUUACCUUCAGCUAAACCUGUUGUCAUUCAGCUUUAUUCAUAGUAUAGGUGUACAUUAAAAUAUACUAAAUGAUUAAAUUCCAGUGUAAAUGUACAUGGGGUAAUGAUUUAGUGGAUAGAUAUUAGUAUAUGCUUUGGUUAUGUUUUUGUUGAUGAAUCUUUUUUUAAAUAGAAGUUAUGGACAGCAUUGGCAAUUAAUUUGUUAUAAUUUGUAUGCAGCUGAUAUGAUUAUCAUCAGUCACACGUAGCAACUCUUGACAUUCUUUAAACACAACAUAGCGUUAUCUGUAUGUAUUGUUGUCAGCAAAACUUUUUCUCAGCAUAAUGUUCAAGAUUACCGUAAAAACUUGAAUAUAUUAAGCUAGCGUGUAUAAAAAUGACAAAAAAUGUUCGAUUUUCGGCAAUAUUUACAUGCUAUCAAACUAAGAAAAAAAUGUAUGAAACUCUACUUUGGUGUAUAAUACGCACCCCUUUUUGAGAAUGAAAAACAUAAAAAACAUGCGUAAUAUAUUCAAAUUUUUACGGUACAUACAUUGUUUAAGUGUUUAGAAACUUCUACAUUUUAAUCUGUAUAUUAUGGCUUAUUGUGAAUUCUAAAUUGUUGUUAGAGGCAGUGAAUGGACAAGCAUUGUUUGCCACAGUUAAUGUUAUAGUUAAAGAGGAAACUUACUGUUCAAUCUAGCAUUUCUGUUACAAGGAUUUUCCUCAAUUUCUCCUUAAAUAUUUCUCAGUACCACAUGUACCACUCCAGGAGUCGUAAAUAUGAACUUCUUAAUUUUUUGAAAAUAUCAUGAUUAAGUAGUUUUGAAUUAUUGUCUAAAAAUAUUUUCUGUUGUAAACUCCUGCAAUUUGGACAGCACAAAAUAAUGCAGUGUAAAGCAGCAAUGUUUUGUAAACAUGGUCAAAAAAAGUGUUACAGAUUUGGUUGAACAAACAGUAGAUUCCUUCCUGUCUCUUCAAAAUGACUUCAUACAUACCAGUCUAAAUCUAAUUGCAGACACAUUAUAUUUAUGAGUGUUGGAACAGUUUAACAUCAGGCCACUGUUUUAAUUUUUAUUUAAGUAAGAGUAUAAUACUGUAAGAAGUUGUUAUAGUUAAUAGAAUAUGUAUCUGUGUAUGGUUUGAAAUGUGGCUGGAAACAACGUCUUUCUGUCAUUUGGAAAUUAAUUGGCUUCAUUUUAAAACUUGUGUUAAUCUGAUACUUAAUUAUGGUUAUGAUAGGCACAUCAAUGUAGUAAAUCAGACUGAAUUGAAGAUCCAUUUUAUUCAAGAAACAAAUUUUCUAGGGCGCUUUUGUCUGAAUUGUAUUCAAGGGCAUUUAUGUCUGAAGUAUAUUCCAAGGUACUAAUGUCUGAAGUGUAUUUCAGGUCAUUUGUUUCUGAAGUAUAUCCAAGGAUACAUAUGUCUGAAGUGUAUUUCAGGGCAUUUAUGUCUGAAGUAUGAUCCAGGGCACACAUGUCUGAAGUGUAUUUCAGGGCAUUUAUGUCUGAAGUAUGAUCCAGGGCACACAUGUCUGAAGUGUAUUUCAGGGCAUUUAUGUCUGAAGUAUGAUCCAGGGCACACAUGUCUGAAGUGUAUUUCAGGGCAUUUAUGUCUGAAGUAUGAUCCAGGGCACACAUGUCUGAAGUGUAUUUCAGGGCAUUUAUGUCUGAAGUGUAUUUCAGGGCACACAUGUCUGAAGUGUAUUUCAGGGCAUUUAUGUCUGAAGUAUGAUCCAGGGCACACAUGUCUGAAGUAUAUUCCAGGAAUGAAUAAAGUUUAACUGCUCAAUCAUGUAUAUUUUUGUCAUUGAAAUGCAUUUAUGGAAUGAAAAAUUCAUAUGAACAGUAUCUUAUUACGUUAACCCUUAGCCUGCUAAAUUUCUAUAAUGGACUGGUCCAUCAUUCAAUUUGGGCAAUAUCAUUUAUUAUUCGAAGGGGUGUUUACUGAAAAUUUACUGACUGAAUAGCGAACAGUGCAGACCAUGAUCAGAUUGCACAGAUGUGCAGGCUGAUCUUGGUCUGCACUGGUCGCAAAGGCAGAAUUAUUGCCGCCAGCAGGCAAAGGGUUAAUUAUGAUCUAUCAUAUCAGUAUAGAACAGGUAUUUGCUACCCCAGUUACAAACAUCCCCAUUUCUAUAGUCAUGAUAGUAACAUGCCAAAAUAUAGUUCUUAAAAAAAAAGUCCCACUGAUUCGCAUGUAUUUCAAAUUAAUAUAAGAUUGUGCACAUUUGCAUUGAAGCAUUGUAAGUUAUGAAAGUAGUUUAAAUUUUUUCAUCAGUUGUCCUUCAGUAUAUCACUGACUUUAAUAGGCAUUAUUAGAGCGUUAAUGAUUUCAAAAUUCAUUUGUUGUUUAUCUAGAGACAUGCAAACAUUGUCAUUUAUCUUGAUGGAUAAUCAUAAUUAUAUUAUAAUUGAAAUAAAUAGACAGGAAAAUGUUUUAACUGUCCAACUAUGUGAUUUCAGUGAAUGCCGGCGAAGUAUGUUAGUAUAUAGUACUGUUUAUGAAAAUAAGGGAAAUAAAUACAAGUCUACAGAAGAAAAUAAUUUUGUUAAAGCCCUGCUACGCGGCUAUUCAAAUUCUAUUGUGUGUAUGCAACCCAUGAUUACAAUAGGUAACAAUUAACGUCCACGCUCCACACUUUAGCACGCAAAACCACAGGUAUUUUAUAUAGAAUUUUAUAUAAAAUAGACUCUAUUUUGACAGACGUCCUUGUUCAUAGUCAGGAUUUUCUUGCUUUUUCAGUGACAAUUUAAGGUUAAAAGGUAGGACUGGAGCAGGUCUUUAACUUAAAUUUGGCUUGUUACUGUUGUUAAUAGUUUCUUAUUAUUAUUUGGUUACAUGGUAAAUGGGACUGACUGAUGGCAAGCAAACAAACAGUAAACUAAGAAUUAGGCUGCUAGGGUAAAUGUGUGCUAAAACUGCUACAAUUUUAAGUUUUAGGCUAAAAAAGUUCCAUAAAGCUUUUAAUUGUACAUUAAAAACAGAUUUUUCAAAUGAUGUGAGAAAACAAUAACCUAAAAAGUGGACUAAUACUUGACAAAAAGCAGACAUAUUUUAUGUUCAUAACAAAAUAUUUGCUAGGCACAUUAUAAAGCUUUUAAAGAGCUCGUUAUAAAGCCUUUUUUAAGAGCUGUAACAAAAAUGUCUUUUGAAUGGCAGUUCUACUUACUGCUCUCCGUGUUGAUGGCAUGUUUGUACCUGGGGUAGACAAUACCAUGUGUACAAGCAUUAACUUUAUGCAUUUUUACAUGAGUAUUAUCAUGAGAUAAUGUAAUUUUAUUUUUGUAUAAUAUUUAUACCAUAAACACUUACAUUAGUUCACAUAUCAUAUAUUUAGAACAUGUAUAGAUAUAUUUUAUUUAUUUUUAGGAUUUUACUUUAUUUUAACAAACAUUUACUGACCAAUAUUUUUUCCUUCAUUUCUGUUUUGCGUUAUUUCAAGUUUGUCAAUGUAGAAUGGACCAAAAAAAAAUCAAAUUUUUCCGUUUUUUUUUUUUUUUUUUUUUUUUUUUUUUUUUUAAACGUAAUCUUCUGUUAUACCAAAUCUUGUAUUUUUUUAGGUUAAUUACAAAACUAUGAUGGCAUAUUAAUCAGAACAUGAGCAAAAAAGGGUGCAUGUUUACAAAAAGAAGCGCAAAAAUACAAUAUCAUGUGUAACAAACAUGCACAAAUUUUACAAACUGUAUAUUUUGACAGAAUAAACAAAUUCAAAUUCAUGCUUAUUUAAACCUGACAUUUCCUGGUUUAAUAUGUAACUAGUUCGUAGUUUACCCUUUGAAAAUUUAAUUUAUUACUAUUUGAUUUGAAGUUUUGAAAGCGAUCAUUCACCCUGCUGAGACAAUAUAUGUACAAUAUGUUUACCUUUGGCUAUUGUGUGUCGGACAGUUCUUGUCUUCUGGCUAUUUCCUUAAGAACAAUUAAGAUUUGAUUAACCUUUUUAUCAGUUGUUAUGGUUGUUUUUUUUGAGUGAAAGCUUAUCUUGUAUAUAGCUAUUGAUUUAGUAGAUAUUUUACAUCUAGAAUGAAUUAUUUAUAUAUAUGCUAUAGUAGCUGGUGCAUUUGAAGUAGUGUUAUAUAAUUAUGUUGUAUUGUUAAUUGAUAAAAUAUGAAUUCUAAGGUAGCUGUAGGUACCUUGAAUAAAAAAAAAAUUGAAAUUCCAUGUAACCAAAGCAGUACAGUAUUGACACAAGCAGUUGAAAAUCUCUAUAAUAACUACAUUCGAACCCGCCCGUUUAGCUCAAUAGGGAGAGCGCUGGUCUAUGGAUUACGAGCUCAUGAUUUCGAUCCUCAGGCAGGCUUUAUGUUCUCCAUGACGUUUUGAUAAAAGACAUUGUGUCUGAAAUCAUUUGUCCUCCACCUCAGAUUCAUGUGGGGAAGUUGGCAGUUACUUGCAGAGAACAGGUUUGUACUGGUACAGAAUCCAGGAACACUGGUUAGGUUAGCUGCCCGUAGUUACAUAAUUGAAAUACUGUUAAAAAAAGCGUUAUACCCAAAACAAACAAAAACUACAUUUGAGACUCUGUAUCUAGAAUUCCAAGGGACAUAGCAUUUGAGCCGUGCCAUGAGAAAACCAACAUAGUGGGUUUGCGACCAGCAUGGAUCCAGACCAGCCUGCGCAUCCGCGCAGUCUGGUCAGGAUCCAUGCUGUUCGCUAUUAAAGCCUUUUGGAAUUGGAGAAACUGUUAGCCAACAGCAUGGAUCCUGGUCUGGAUCCAUGCUGGUCGCAAACCCACUAUGUUGGUUUUCCCAUGGCACGGCUCAUUUUACUUUGAGGUAACCAAAAUUUGACUUGAAAAAUAAUACUUGAUGUGGUUUUUUUUUGUUUUCUUUUUUUAUGCUAAAAAUGUUGCCAUAACCUCAUAUGUAUAUACAUACAAACAUGUUGUAUACUUCGUAUAUGCGAUUUGAGAGUACAUAAGAUUUUGGAACACAAUUUAUUCAUAGUUUUAAUUCAUCAUUUUAAAAAUGCUACGCAUGCUCAAAUCUUUUCUUAGUAAGUAGGGUUUUACUUCGACUCCGAUACAUAGGAACCCUGACAAGACUUCAAAUUUACUUCAGCGUAACCAUAGUCACAGUAUUGCAAAUUAGAGUUAGACAGAGUAAAUAUAUGUAAAAAAGGAAUUUUGACUGGUCUUUAGAAGUUCUUUGAAUUACAGAAUAAGACAGAAUUACAAAAUAAGGGAGUUCGGAUACGAAGUGUCAACUGUAGUUGCUAAAAUUAUUUCCGUAAACCUGUAGAAAAUUGAAUUGGAAAAAAAAAAGCAACAGACCGUUAGUUUAUAAGAUAUAUUGGAUUUAUUAUAUUUAUUUAAACAGUAUGGGAAAUCACAUGAUCAGAACAAUCUCAAAACCAAAGUGAUAUUUUUAAGAAAAUAAAUUUCUUGCCAUGAUAAGAUAUGAACUUUGAAAAAUAGCCUAACAUGUGGGUAAUGAAAGUUGUUUAAUAAUUUAUAUAUAAUUUUCAAUAAUGAUAAAUUUCUGGUAUUUGCACGCACUAAAAUAACUGGUCUCAGUUUCUUGAAGUGUUCCAAAUACAUGGAAAGGUUAAUGUGAUUGAAAUCUGUGUAAUUUUUUGCGUACAUCUGUGGUGCCAUUAGAUAUAUUAGAUAGAUAUUAGAUAGAGUUACAGCAAAACUGGCUGCAAUAUUAUCCCAUAUUAUUCAUGAAUUUACUUUGGUUUAGAGAUUAUUUUUGGUCAUGUGAUUCCCCGCAGUGUUUGAAGCAAGAAACAACUUAAAUGAUUGAGUUUAUGAUCUGAUUCUUGUUUUUGUAUGAGAAUUUUAGACUAGGCCUUAACGUUCACUUUAGUGUGGCAGUCAGUCAAGUCGGGUUCUACAAAGUUAUUUUGGGGUAAAAAAGAUAUAUUUUACCAAGUUAAUUAUAAUUAUAUCUGACUCUGGAUGCUGACUAUACAGCUUAAAUAAUAUAUUCCAGUCAUAGGGUAAACUAGACUAACACUAGGGGGCAGGUUAUAAACUGCUCGUGUGGACCAAAUAACACCUGACCAAGUUUGGUAGUAUUGAUUUGAUAUUGUAAUAUUGUAGUUUCUUAGCAACACAUUUAUUUACAUGACUUUAGGUUUUACAGAACUGUUUUCAUACAGUUUCCUUCUAAAAACCAAACUAAUGGUCAAAAUAUUUUUUGAAAGUGAAGAAAUUUUGAUAAACUCCGUAUACAUUCCAUAAGAGUGACUUCGUGACUUCUUUACAUAGUUCACUGUAUAUUAUAUGCUACAGUGUAAUAUCUGUAUAAUGGCUUCCACAGAAGAUUGUAUUUUAGUAAGAGUGUGCAAAUGCUGAAAAUAGAAUUAUUUAUUCUUUAAAAAAAUGAAUGAACCAAUUUAAGAUUUAUGUAAGAUUAACAGUUGUUAUGUAAAAUCAUUUUUAAAAUAAAAUUCAGUUUUGUAGAUCUUCUAGACAAAUAAAAGAUCACCACUGGGUUAUUAGACAUAGUUCUGUACAAUAUGGCGAUAUAUAAGGGGGAAGUACCCAUACGAAAAAACAUAGGCAAUCCAGUUUCUUUUUUCAGACGGGUACAAGCCCAGAUAUAUCCUGUAUUGUCAGGACAAUGUUUGAUAUUAUUUUAUUAUGCUUAUUUUUCACAGUAAAAAAGGAAAACAAUCAGACUGUCUGAAGUUUUAUCCAGAAACAUACAUAAUUCUGUUGGUCAAUAGUGAACAAAGUUUGGAAUCGGAGUUGUGGCAUUGUCCAAUACAUAAUAUGAGCCGCGCCAUGAGAAAACCAGCAUAGUGGCUUUGCGACCAGCAUGGGUCCAGACCAGCCUGCGCAUCCGCGCAGUCUGGUCAGGAUCCAGGCUGUUCGCUUUCAAAGCCUGUUGCAAUUAGAGGAACUGUUAGCAAACAGCAUGGAUCCUGACCAGACUGCGCGGAUGCACAGGCUGGUCUGGAUCCAUGCUGGUCGCAAACGCAUUAUGUUGAUUUUCUCAUGGCAAGGCUCAUAUUUUUUAUUUUCCAUAAAUAUAUUGGACAGUCUCAUGGUACAGCAUCUCUGAUUGGAAUAGUAAAAUAGAUAUAAAAUAUAAGUUAAUUAGGCCUACCAAAUUGGAUCUAUGUGUAUGUUAUUUUGCUCUCUUCAUUUUUCAAACCAAAUCAGGCAGAAAAAAAACAACAAAAUUAUGAACGGUCCAUAAAAAGUUUAAAACAGAAACUUUUAUAAAUACUGACAGCUUUAACACCCAUGAAAAAACCUAUCUAAAUUUUUAGUAUAUUGAGGAAUUGUAAAUUUUAAUCUUAUUCAGUUGAAAUUAAUAAAGUAAUUCUGUAAAGAAUAGAAAUGUCCAUCGUGUUUAUGUUUUGUAUGUCAUCACUGGCGUUUAUAACAUUUUCAAUCUUUCUUUUUUUUAUCAAAAAAGCGGAAGACCUCAUAGCCGGAGGUCACUAUAGAUUCAAUUUGGUCUGUCCUUGUGAUCAGACAACCAAUUCGAUUUGGCCUUCUUUAUGAUAGAAAUAGUAGUAUAUAGGUAUACGCUGUAUAUGCUUCAGUGACUAUAAAACCAUUGUUUUUGAUGGACUGCUGUGACUGACUGUUAGACAAUGCUUUACAUCCAUGUUUUGCUUUAUAGAAAUUUAAUACUACAAUUGUAUAUGCUUAAUUGAGUAUGCAUUACAUGUAUAGCUUUAUAGAAAAUGUCUGAGCAAUGAACCUGUUUUGUUAGAAUAUAAUUAUUUAACAUCAAA